Molecule: messenger RNA, 2952 nt
Organism: Phaeodactylum tricornutum CCAP 1055/1
Lineage: Eukaryota; Bacillariophyta; Bacillariophyceae; Surirellales; Neidiaceae
Exons: 1
Coding region: 1-2934 (977 amino acids)
Biological process (GO): mRNA processing
Molecular function (GO): protein binding; mRNA binding
Source: RefSeq, a predicted model, not a curated record
AUGGCGUUAAUGGUACAACAACAGGGUCAAAAUCGGAGACGGAUCAUCUCGUCCACACAUCAUCUAACUAUAGUAUCGAACACUUCAGAUACGCCUCCCACUCUCCUUCGACAGACGGCUUGCUUCAUGAUUCCAACAAUUUCGGCAGGGUUACGAUGGUCGUCGUGUGCCGUUGUCGUCGUCGGAGUUGUCGCCCUUCUGAGCUUUUCCCCCUCGACGCUAGCGCUGGUAGUUCCACAGGCUCCGGGAAGACCACGGUCUGGGACGACAAGUACAGGGUUCGGCAAAAGUAGUAGCCAAUCGAUUGUGCCGCGACCAAGCCACUGCCGUACUCGCCGUACCGCGACGUGGAUGGUUUUGACUCCUCCAUCCCAACGGCAACCAACGCCAUCCGUAUCCCAAUCAUCACGACCGUCGCGAUCCACCACGUUAUCGACGACGUCCCCGCCGCAAGGUACACCCGUUCAAUCCGCAUCGGAGAAUACUGAUUCCACCAGUGGGUCUACGGGGACUGGACAAGCUCGCCCAAAGAGCGCCACACGCAGUAGCUGCAGCAGUAGCAGUAGUACGCGAUUACACGCCCGUAACAAUAAUCUGCUCAAGCGUAAAAAUUACCAGCGCAAUUUCAUUCCGGAAUCAGAACGUGAAGUGAAAACACUGCGUCGAUCGCGCCAGGCCAAGUAUGAGCAGCUGAAGUCGGGCUCUGAUGUGGCACCCAAUAUCUGGAGUUUCGAAAGUCUUUUUCCGGAUCCGGUCUGGGACGAGACCUCCGUGCAACGAGACUUGUACCAAAUUAAAGAGAGGGACGAGAAACAAAAGCAACGGCUCGCCUUUCAAAAAAAUGCCACCGAUGGCAUCAACAGCAACAACAUCCGACAGAAAAAGGAUCCUGUGGUAGAUUCUACAAAGCUGCGCGAGAAGCGCGAUAGCCUCGUCAAUCCAAAAAUGCGAUCACCCUCAUACGGUGGAAGCUCCGUCAUGCGAUUGUGGCGCGAGCCCAAGCUCAGCUCUCUCGAAUCACCUUCAAUGGAAAGCAACCGUGCUCUUCCUACCCGCAAGAACACGAUUCCGAACAGCAUAAGCAAAACUAGUUCGGAGAGUAUUGCAAACGUUCGUCCGAACGAGAAACUGCACAACAUGUCCAACGUCCUCACCAUGACAACAAGCUCGAACAGCAACAACAAAACCAAGCCAGCGAAAGUCGACGCCGAUUUAACGCGUCUAGUUCGGGAUCGUAUUUUCGGCUAUCGCCGAACCAAAACCGGUCAACUCCAGUACGACACAUCGCUUAUGGGAGACGGAGCCGUACAGUUUCGCGACGGGGUCCGCCUCAGCAAUCCUUUGCGAGUCAACGCGGAUCGACUCAAUUACCUCGCCAAAAAGGAAUUACAACACGGUCGGGUGGAAGAAGCCCAAGAACUGUAUACGAUUGCCCUGCAAAUCGAUCCCCGCGAUGGGCGCGCUUACCUCGGGAUGAGUCGCUGUGCAAGCCGGCGGCGGGACUUUAAACUCGCCAAAGUCUGGUUGCAAACGGGCAUUUCCAAUGCCGUGUCCGUUAACGAAAACACCAUGCAAGCUGAUCGUGGCGCCAACCCGUUCUUACUGCAGGCGCUCGGCUGCUUGGAAGAAAAUUCGGGACGACUUUCCGAGGCGGAGGCCUUGUAUAUUGCGGCGGCCAAAUCAAGACCUACUCAUGCAGCUGCAUGGGUCAGUCUGGGGCAGUUAAGAAUCCGCAAAUUGGGACAAUCCGCUAACGCUGGGCGAGUUUGUUUUCAAUCCGCGGAACGAGAAUGGCAACGAGCAUCGCUACCCCCGUCAGCACACGUUUACACGGCCUGGGCGGCCUUGGAAUGCGAAGCAAACGACAUACGGCGGGCCCGCCAACUAUACAAGGCUGCCUUAGAUGUUGACCCAAGAAGUUCCGUGGCCUGGUUGCAGCUCGGUGUCAUGGAAGCAGAUGAGGAGAACUGGAACGAAGCUGAAACUUGCUUUGAAACAGCGUUAAAAUUUGAUCGUCGGAAUUCGCGACUGCUGCAAGCAUACGCACUCAUGGAAACGAAACGGCCUAACGGAAACAGUCGGAAGGCGAUUGGAUUGCUAGAGCGUGCCCUCAAGGCGAAUCCCAGAGACGCCGGUGUACUGCAAGCUUACGCUUUGUACGUUGCCGAACUGGGCGACGUGGACGCCGCUCGCGAUUUGCUACGACGAGGGGCCGAAGCCAACAAGCGCCACGCCCCGGUCUGGCAGGCCUGGGCGGUACUAGAAACGCGCCAUGGAAACGUUCAGGAAGCCCGCUCAAUUUUUCAAGAGGGCAUUUGGGCUUGCGCGCAAUUGACGGGUGGCCAGUCGGGUGGCUACCGGUGCGCCCGACUGUGGCAGGCCUGGGGCGUGUUAGAGGCCAGAGAAGGCGACGCUGCCGCGGCUAGAAGAUGUUUUUCGCGGGCCCUGGAUGCCGAUAGUCGUAACGUAGCGGCAGUCACAGCCUGGGCCUUGAUGGAGGAAGAGUUUGGCAACGUUCGGGACGCCCGAGCUAUUUAUGAACGAUCGCUGCGGCUGUUCGCUGCUGGCAGUGGUGAGAAAACAUCAAUAUGGAGAAACUACGAACUCAUGGAACAGCGGCUUGGUCACGUGGCGGCCGCCCAAAACGUCUAUCAGCGGUCCAUGCGGGAAGCAAUUACCGUCUCGGAUGAAAUCGCCGACAAUAUUGUGGGCCUGUCGGCUAAGAGUACAACUCCCCUCCCGGACUUGACAAACGUACUGAGUAGAUCGUCGGACGAAGUGGAAGUUUUACGAUGGGAAGGCCAAUCAAAAUCGAGCUUGGGUGGCGAAGUUUGGCUCAACGACCGGGCUAUUGAAGGCAAGGUACCAUUUGACAUGAAGACGAACCAACGACGGAACAAGAAAACCGAUAAAAAAUACAAUCAAACCCCGUAGAAAAGGUUGAUAGAUGUG